Molecule: messenger RNA, 1249 nt
Organism: Saprolegnia parasitica CBS 223.65
Lineage: Eukaryota; Oomycota; Saprolegniomycetes; Saprolegniales; Saprolegniaceae
Exons: 6
Coding region: 20-1216 (398 amino acids)
Source: RefSeq, a predicted model, not a curated record
GAGAUCUUGAAGAGGCGCCAUGAGCGACGACGACUCGGACAGCGAAGACAUCCUCUUUGGUGCCAAGGGCGCCGAGUACCCUUGUCAGAAGCUUCGUCGCGUCCGAGAAAUAUUUCUCAGUCGACCGCAGCUCGAGCCCCAACGUCGGCGGUCGGCAAUCGACCUCCCAUUGCCUCCACCACGUAAAGACGACGUCCGCCGCAAGUCCGAGCCGAUAGCAGUGUCUGCCAAGCUCGUGCGGCCGUUGAACGAGACGACAACGUCCGAAGACGACUCGGCGGACGACUUUAUGCAGCUCUUCGGGAAUCAAGUGGAGCAUGAAGUUGACGCCAACGCAGAGAGGCGCGCGAAACAACUGUCGGAAGCGCUUGGCAAGGUCCAUCGACUCUGCACGCCCCAAGGCGUCUGUGCAGACGUCGCCAUUGACGCGCACAAGACCCAGCUCGAGAGCUUUGCUGCGACGUUGACACACCCUUCGGCGGACCAUCUCGCAAUGGCGCUUAAGGAACUCGUGCGCUGCCAGUCGAUCGAGAGCAAGGCACUGCGCCACAGUAUCUCGGAGCAUCAGGCGAUCGCCAAGGAUGCACUGAGCCGCCUCGAGAGUGAUUUCCAGCAUCAACUGGAGCAGCUUCGUCGCACGUUGGCGGCAACGAUCGCUGCCGAGCAGCAUCAAGCCAACGAGCGCCUGGCUGCAAUGACAAACCAGCUCCAGGACCAAGUCGAGCAGGCGGCACGACCGCUGCAGCUACCAAAGCUCCCCCCGCGUCAAGUGCCCAUCGUGCGCUUCUCAAAGUCUUCGAUAAAACAAACCGUCAGCAAGCCUGGGCCAAGCGUCCGCGAUCUCUCGCACAGUCUCCGCACCUUGCCGAUGCUGCCCAAGCGGGUGGAAGCCAAGCUCGCCGCAUGCUCGCCCGACAUGCUCGCUCGCGUGCGUAAGCUUGGACAGGUCCCAACUCCGUCGAAACGAGAACCGCUGCCGACGCUAUGGCCCAAGGCGCCAUUGUCACCGCAGCGGACGUAUGCGUCCACGUGGGAGCACGGAGUGUGCCGCGAAGACAACAACCGCCCAUUGCAGGCGCCGCUCAGCGGUCGGUUUCUGCGACCCGAGGAAGAGAAGGAGCUGCGGGCCUUGAAGAAUUCGCUGGGCGUCGCAACUGCGUGGAUGGCGCGUGCAUUAGACGACGAGACACGCAUGCUAGAAAAAGGGGUCUCGUAGUUGAGAGUAAAGUUAAACAUUAAGCAUCUCGGA